Messenger RNA from Spodoptera exigua (beet armyworm), 3441 nucleotides. NCBI's taxonomy places the organism in Eukaryota, Metazoa, Arthropoda, Insecta, Lepidoptera, Noctuidae. The record is from the annotation of a GenBank genome assembly.
AUGAAGACACUAGUAGUAGUAUCAGCUCUAGUAUCUUUAGCCAUCGCGGCUCCUACACUGCCCGAGGAUGGCACCGAGAGCAGGGAUACUACUUUAAACUUGGCCCAUCAAGCAAAAUCUACUUUAUUAGAAAAUCUGACUAAAGAAAGGACACCGACGGAAACUGCACCUGUGACACUUUUGCAUAACGGAGCCCCAACCACCGAUUUUCUAAACACGCAGAUCAGCAAUGAUGGUACAUCAAUGCCUAUGGCAAGGAGUUUCCUUUUGAAAAAACCAUUGAUUGUGAAGAAAAAAUACGGAUAUAAACUCUACCGUGAUUCCGAAGAAGAAAAAGCUCAGGCUGACUCCAACGAGACAUGUGGAAGACAAGUCAAGGUGAAAUUAUGCGACGAAAAUGAAAAAUAUAGAGCUUCGAUGGUAUCUACUGAUGGAAAUGUCGACAUACAUUCAUCGGACGACGACGUGAAACAUAGCAUUAAGAUGGCGAAGGAAGCUGUAGAAAAUUUGCAAAGAGAUCUGAAGAAAAUGGAGAUGAAGACUGAAAUGAAAACUGCUCACGAUUCACAAUCUGAUGUGGAACUUCAUGAAGAUAUUGAAGUGGCUAGAAAAGCCCUUGAGCACAUUCACGAUAAUUUUGAAAACUUAGAAACUAUGAGUUUACGUGCAACGGCAACAAGGAACUCAGAAGAUAUGCACGAUGUCCAUCUGACUAUAGCGAAAACGGAAGAAGAGCGAAUGGCUCAAUGGAAAGAAGCACUUGAAAACAUUCAAAAGAAUGUUGAAAUUGCCAGAAACAUUGAAGACAGUUUUAAAACUGCCAACACCCAGGAAGAUAUGGUACACUUAGACCAAUCAAAUGCUGCUUCUACAUUUAACAACAGGAUGGACGAAACUGCACUUUUAUCUGAAACCGAUCAAUUACGUCUUGCACAUGGUGUCAAUUUAGAAGUUCACAAUCAGGAAAGAACAACAAAGGACGAAAAACCAUUGGAAAAGACAAUGCAUGAAAACAUGGAUGAACUAAUUGCCAGGAAGACAGUAAAUGUUGACGAUGAUAUGAAUUUUGCCCCAUCAGAAAUGAUCGAAGUUCAUUUAGAUAACAACAAACAUCACGAAACUCUGAAAAGCGAGAGUCAUAAAAUUGCCGAAAAUGCAAAAAGUGCUGAACCCGAAUUAGAAGACUCUAAAACUGUCGUCGAGAAAAACGAUUUAAAAAAUCUGCAACAGUUUGAAGACCAUAACGUCCAGGAGAAAAGUGCUAAGCUUAAUAUGGAAACUUUAGAAAGUAUUCCUACUGAUGCCAGUACAAAACCUCUGACCUUUGUUCCAGUCAGUGAACAGCAAAGAACCGUAGAACUGAACGAAAACGGCACUGAAAUUCAAAAUCAACAGGAAAAAGUCAAAGAAACGGAUUCUGACGAUAUAAGCGACUUCAUCCUAAGAUCAGCAUUCAAUACCGAGGAAUCAAAGUUAACAAAGGAAGACAUUGGCAACGAGCACAUGGUAGCUAAAGAUACUGAGGGCUUAAAUCCUGAACAGAAAGAAUUUCUUACUGAAACUUGGGAUUUAAAAGCAAAGGAAGCUCUCCCUACUCCCCAUAAUGAAAUUAAACAUUUUGAUACCAUGCCUAAAUCUACAGAAACAUUGGAAAACAAGCAUUUUCUAAUGAGAGAUAAUGAACAUGCUGAACGCGAAAAGUUUAUUCAAGAUCAGCUUAGGCAACAAUGGAUGCAACGUGAGGAGUUGAAUCAGAUGGAGACUUUACAAGCAAUGAGAACAGCAAAUGAUAAUCGCCUACAAAACCAAAAAACUAUUUUCUGGCCACAGGCUCAGAGUCACAAAAAUUUUGAACAUCUGCCUUCAAUGAAAGCUGCUGAAGAUUUUGACCAGCAAUUUGAGACUACUCAUGGAGAACUAGAACAGGGUUUCGUCCCCGAGAAUGCCAUGGAUCAUUUCAGAAGCUCCUAUGUACCAGAACAUAUCCAUAUGCCAAGCAAGAUGGGUUCUCAUGUCUCUGAUUUGAGUCACAGUCACCAUCAUUCUCAUUACCCCUCAAGAUAUCACCAGAACUCAAUGACUCAUCAACAUAUGCACGAGAUGGCUGGUAUGGGCAGCGCUAUGCAUCCCCAUUUCCUUCCUCAUAUGAGAGAUGCUAUGGACGGUUUCGAGUCAGAACACACGUUCCACUGGCAGCCCACCCAUGAAUCCGCCAGAACAGCUUACGGAGCUUCUGGGUUAUCAAGUUCAGUAAGUCCAUCUGGUGCUGUUGGUGUUUUCCCUAACGCAAACGUUGGAGGUUGUGGUAUUCCUUUACUUCUGAGCUGCUCACCUUCCGUGGUGUCAGGUAGCUUGGCAAAGGCACAUUCAGCUGGCCCCUCAUCCUACAGUGCUCCGCAAUACAGAAUGGAAGAAGACUUCAACUUCCUCACCAAACGUGGUAUCAACAUGAAUGACAUGAGGACCACCAACACCAUGCGAGCCAUGACUACUGCUUUAAAACAGAAUACUCCCAAGACCUUAGAGAAUAAAGCUGCCGAUUAUGAUAAUAUGGUUAGGGUUACACGAAACCUGCUGCCCAGGCCUGUCCCUGAAUCACUGUUCCUGAGACCUCUAGAAGCAAACAUGAAUACAAAUGACGCAAGGACAUACUCAGACAACCCUAGCAUCAUUCGAUUUCCCACAUCUGGUGAUUUGACUGUGCUGGAUCCUUUACCGCAUACCUCGUAUUUCGACCACGGAAUUCAAGCAGCACUGCCUUUAGAAUACGACUUGACGAACCAAAAACUUUCAUUACCGAUCGAGUGGAACAAUGACUACCUGCGUACAUCCUAUGAAACCGAUAUGACUAACAAUCAAGCUUACCAAGGACUCAAUAGAGGUUCAAUGAACACAGACGUAGAUCCAUAUGAAGUUGAUCUAUACCCUAUGGUGCAUACAAGUUUAUCAGCAGCUUUGAACCCCGUGCUUCCUGCGAACAAUAUGGCUCCAGUGUUAGAAACCGAAAUCCUUGAAACAAUGCCGUCACUAAACACUCGCGGUGGAUAUGACAUUGAUGUACUGAAUCCUGAAAACUCCGGAGUGAUGAUGCCCAACUCUCGACUGAAACGAGAUUUUUUGGAAGACUUGGCCCAUGAAGCGAUGAUGCAAAACCUUCUGCCGACGAUGCCUGUGCCAUUCACUCGUGGCGCCGAGAUUUCGCCAUCCUACUACUCCGGGACACCGCAUUCAGCUUCGCUCGGUGAAGGUACAGCGAUGGCAAUUUAUCCAAAAAGUAGUGUAAAUACUGAUGCCAUCCCGAUCCUCCUUAGAUGUUCACCGAAUGUUGUACGUGGAACGCUUUCCAGUGCUUACGCUGAACCAACGCCCCAGGUCGCCGGAGUGGCGUACAGAGAGAAUUCAAAAACCCCCGUCAAAGAGUAUACACCAAAUAAAGUGUGA